This is a messenger RNA of Symbiodinium necroappetens, 4129 nucleotides long. NCBI's taxonomy places the organism in Eukaryota, Dinophyceae, Suessiales, Symbiodiniaceae. The record is from the annotation of a GenBank genome assembly.
GUCCCUGGUCCGACUGCGCAGGUCGUGUGCCAUCGAUUUGCUGAAUAUGGCGACGUGUUGUGCGGGCCUGGGUCGAUGGCUGCACCAGCUUCGCCGAAGAAUCCGGAAGUUCAAGGUUGGACGCAGACCAACGGCCAGAGAUCUCGUGGUGGUCAUUGCAGGCCCCACAGCUGUGGGCAAAUCCGAUGUUGCCGCAGCGCUGAUGGACAGCUUCCGUGACCAGGGGGAAAAGGCAUGCCUCAUCAGCGCUGAUUCGGUUCAAGUGUACAGAGGUCUGGACAUCGGCUCCAACAAGCCAUCCAAAGCUGAGCAGGAGAGGUGGCCGAUCGAGCUGAUAGACUGGAUGGAGCCAGACAGGCCUUGCACAGCUGGCACGUGGACAAGGGAAGCCUUGCGAUCCAUCGACAAUGCCGUGGGCAAAGGUUGCGUGCCUAUUGUGGUCGGUGGCUCCUGCAUGUACCUGGACUGGCUGGUGAAGGGCGAACCUGAUGCAGCAAAGUCGGACCCGGCAGUGCAGGCACAAAUCUCCGAAGAGCUGCGGCCCUUUCAGGAUGCCAUGGAUUGGGAUGGUGCCCUGUCCUUGCUUGCGUCGGUGGAUCCGAGAAAGGCGACAGCUGUCGAGGCAACUCGAGGUGGCCAGAUCUCCGCCGAGGCAGACUGGGAGAGGCGCUGUGUGGCCAUGCUGCAAAAGGGCUUCCUUGAGGAAGUUGCCGGGGCCUCGAUAAGGCCGGAGCCGCAGUACGGAGAUGCCGCGAGUUUGGUGGAGUUUGUGCGAAAGCCAGCUGCCAAAAUCAUCCUUCAAACUGCAAAUUUCGCAGUCGAGGUGAGCAGACUCUGCGGCCUUGAUGAGUUUGACUUCGCUUCUGAGGCAGAGGUGGAUGGUGGGGUUCGACAAAGACAGGUCCCGUAUGGCAAGGCCCCUGAGCCGCCAACUGUGCCAUUGAAGAUGCGCAUCUUAGCAGGACAAGCUGGAAAGUUUCCGGCAACUGUGUCCGGAGGGGAUAUUCUGCCGCUCAUCAGGCCCUUUCCGCAGGACUUCACAAUGAGACUGGACAACAAAGCUGUUCAGCUGCAGAGAAAGCUUUCUGCAAAGGCGCAGCUGGCUCGACACUUGCAGGCCGCAGGCUGUAAUGUACAUCCGGAAACCUGGGAUGCGCCAGACUUUCUGGCCAGUCCUCCCUCUGAAAUGGGAGGGCUGUUCUUUCUGAAGCACAGCCUCGGGGUGAAAGGUACUGGUGUACACUUGUUUGAUUAUUCUGGCCUUUUGCGGCGACUAAGCGAGCUUGGAAACAAAGGAUGCCGACAGUUCAUCGUGCAGCGCUACGUGUGGCCACCCGCAUUACAGAACGGGCGGAAGUGGGUGUUAAGGGCACAUGCUCUGCUACAUGGGAAAACCGACGGCACUCUGUGGCUUUACUGCCAUAGUGACAUCAUUUCCCUAGAGUAUGGCCAGCCUUACACAGAGCAGUUGGACCUGCGUGCCGCUCACAUCAGCAAUGUCGCGAAGAUGAAGCACCUGCCCAAGCCUACGCUGGUUGAUGACCCCGAGCUUGCGCAUCAAGUGCAUCGCCUGACGGAGCAGACAUUCGGAGCUGUUCUUGAGCAUGCGCCACGGGGGCCGUUCACUCCCGAAGAAUCGGAGCUUUGUCAAGUCUUCGGCCUGGAUGUCAUCCUGGACGCCCGCGGGAAAGCCUGGUUACUCGAAGUGAAUGACUACCCGGCGAUUGCAUCCGGCACCAUGGAGCACGUCGACACGGCGGUUUACACUCGGCUGGCGAGGGAUCUCCUUCUUCUUGUGGUUGCUCCGAAACUGGAUGGUGCAGACCCGACUCCAGGUGGUUGGUGCCAGCUGAAGUUGCCAGAAGAGCGAAACAAGUAUAACGUGGACCAGAUGGUGGAUGCUGUCGGACAGCAUCAUGCAGCGGGGACACUACUUCACUGUCUCUUUCACUGUUCCUCUUCGACUAGCAAAAAUCGCAUCGCAGAGAGGGCCAUGACCUUCGUCUGCUACUCUGGCCACGCAUUCUAUCCACUUCGACUACUUGCCUUCUUCUGGAUCGCAGUGUUUUGGACGGCUCGCGGUGCAGAAGACGAAAGCGCGCUGCUGGCGGAUGAUGAAUGUCGCACCGAAGGUUCUGAGUGCAUGCUGCAUGCACUUCAGAAGCGAGGUGUGGUGUUAGAGCACAGGGUGCCGCUGCCAUCGGAUCCCGAAGCGGAGACAGACGACAGCACCCCUGACAGCCCUGACAGCACCCCUGACAGCACCCCUGACAGCGAGUCUGUGGAGGUGGGCCGAGAUCCGGUGGAAGAAAGCACCGACGAUGCCACAGAAAACAACACCGGUAACAAGACGGAGACUCCGUCGCAGGUGGUGGAUGUCAUGGAAAAUGUCACGGACAACGCCACGGUCACCACUAACAGCACUGCAAACGCUUCGAUUAACGAGACGGUCAAGAAGGACGACAAGGACUGCGCGGAACCGUUCCUUCAGUGCGGCGGUGAAAGCUGGAAGGGGCCCACAUGUUGCAAAGGAGCCUACAUUUGCCACGAGGUCAAUGCCUACUACUCGCUGUGCAAGACAGAGGAGGAGCUCGUCAGAGAAAACACCACGACAACGACCACUACGACAACAAAUGCUGAUCCACAGCAUUGCCUGAACCCGUAUCAGCAAUGUGGCGGCAUCAAAACUGACGGCGUCGCCUAUGUGGGGGAAUCCUGCUGCCACGGGGGUUACUACUGCACGGAGGUGAAUACCAAUUGGAUGCAGUGCGAUCCGACGAAAUCGGGGGGUCCACACUUUGUGUACAAGCCUACGGAAGAGCUGAAGGAGCCCAGCAAGGCACCUCUGUUCACAUACUAUGUCUACAGGGCUGAGUCGGAAAACUCUGACUAUAUCGAUAACGUCAACGUCGGCAACCUUGCUGGCACCAUGUGGUAUUUACACAACGAGGUGGUGUGGAUGACACCACGAAAGUUCAAUAUUACAAGGCUCCAGCGCUUCAAAGUCUCGAGCAGGGCGACACAACCCCUUUACGAUUUGGGCAUGAACUUCGGAGUUCGCUACGCGUAUGAUGCGGCGCAGUGCACUGGACCUUGGAACUGCGACAUCAACUAUGGAAGGUAUGGCUACUUCGUCGGUUGCAACAAUCUGGGGGAGUUUCCAUUCCCUACAUACAAAAUCUAUUACGAGGGAGCCAAGUGGUUCACGCUUCCGGGGCCAUGCCCGGCAAAUACGUGGAAGGAGAAGGAUGCUGCUUGUAUCAAAGACCAGCCGGGUGGCCUCUGUGAAGGCACUCCCACGGGUGCUGGUGACUGCACGUUCAACAUUGAGCAUGCAGGGGAAAUCUCGAUUGAUGAGAUCGAGGGCAUCAAGAACUAUGCUCACUUUAUCAACGAAGGGUAUGAAGAGUUCAACAAGACAGCCGACAAAGGAAUCGGCCUGGACUUUUGGAACAAGAUGAACGACACCGAAGCCAACAACGAAAGGAUGGCAAAGGUGGACAAGCUCUUCAAGGAAAAGUUCCCGAACUUGCCGGGCGACGCAGAUUUGCCGUCACCAACAUGUGAUUUCAAGUUUCAAGAGUUUUACACGGGAACGACCACCACGACCACUACGACUACGACAACGACGACCACAACAACAACCCUGGCACCUCCUUGCACAGAUGCAGCAGCUGGUGAUCGUUGCUUCAGCGCAGUGCGAUGGGCCAUGCAACAUGGCAUCCAUGCUCACCCGGAGUGGUAUCCCGGCCUGUCGACACACUCAACCUUUGCUGACUUUCAGGCGCAGGUCCAUCGAGCGACGCCGGAUGUCUGCCCUGCCCCCUGCCCGAGCAGCUCAAAGCCAGUUGCUCCUGCAACCCCAGCAGCCCCAGCAGCCCCAGCGCCGGAAGAACCAGCAGCGCCCGUGACAACUGCGGCGCCCGCGCCUGUGGCUCCUGCAGGUUGCAGAGAUGCUCACCCAGGGGAGUCCUGCUACUCAGCCGUGCGGUGGGCAAUGCGCGAUGGAAUUCGAGAGCAUCCAAAUUGGUAUCCUGGACUUUCGUCCACCUCGAGUUUUGCAGACUUCCAGGCGCAGGUGCACAAGGCCACGCCCAAGAAGUGCCCUCCACCUUGCACUGCCCGGUGA